AUGACCGCCUCGGAAGCACGGCCAGAUCAACCGAGUUUGCCAUGGCGGAUAGCAUCAGCGGCCAUCAUGGGCCUUACAGGCGCUAUUUCACGGGCUUUUCUGCAUGGCCUCAACGACGUUCAAACAGAAGGCCUUCCUCAGUUUCUCGAUCUGUUGGACAAGCGUCGGCCUGGGGCUCCUGAGCGUGGUCUUAUCACCGUCUCGAACCAUAUCAGUGUGCUAGACGAUCCCCUCAUAUGGGGUGCUUUACCGCUUAAGUAUAACUUUGCGCCGUUGAGCGCUCGAUGGGGCCUCGGUGCUCAUGACAUUUGCUUCAAGAAUGGCCUUUUCAAGUCAUUCUUCAGCCUAGGUCAGGUCUUGCCGACAUAUCGUAUGCUCCAUUCACCCUACGGCGGUCUAUUUCAACCGACAAUGACCGAGGCGAUCCGCCUCGUCUCCGGCCCUGGAGCCCUGUUCCCCUUGAAAAAGGCCUUCAGUGCCGGCAAUAACGAGACUUUCGUGUCGCCGGUACAUUACAGGAACAACCAUAACGCAUGGGUGCAUGUGUUUCCUGAGGGAUGUGUACAUCAGCAUCCGCAGCGGUCUCUCCGGUACUUCAAGUGGGGUAUCUCCCGUUUAAUCCUCGAAUCCGACCCGGCUCCGCAGCUCGUUCCUAUCUUCAUCGACGGGCUCUCAGACAUCAUGCCAGAGAACAGGCAAUGGCCGCGGUGGGCCCCACGCAUCGGCGCCAAGAUCCGCAUUAUUUACGGCGAGGCCCUGGAAGUGGGCGAGGCCUUUAGGGAGCAGCGGUCGAGGUGGAAGCGCUUGGUAGAGAAAGAGGAAGAAGCUUUGGGCAAGCGGCUGAACGUUGGCGAAGUGCCCGAAUCACUCAAAAACCACCCUGAAGCCAUCCAGCUACGGAUAGAGGUCGCAAAGACUGUGAGGGACAUGGUCCAGAGAUUGAGAUUGCGGGCGGGCUAUCCUCACGAUGAUCCUGCGUAUGCUCUCGCUGAGACAUGGGAGCGCGACCCCAAGGGCAAGCAGUUUAAGAGCCCCGUGGACGACAGUCUGGUUCACAGAGAGUAA
Molecule: messenger RNA, 1065 nt
Organism: Colletotrichum graminicola M1.001
Lineage: Eukaryota; Fungi; Ascomycota; Sordariomycetes; Glomerellales; Glomerellaceae
Product: acyltransferase
Exons: 4
Coding region: 1-1065 (354 amino acids)
Biological process (GO): cardiolipin acyl-chain remodeling; inner mitochondrial membrane organization
Cellular component (GO): mitochondrial membrane
Molecular function (GO): 1-acylglycerophosphocholine O-acyltransferase activity
Source: RefSeq, a predicted model, not a curated record